Messenger RNA from Colossoma macropomum (tambaqui), 4388 nucleotides. RefSeq names its product G protein-coupled receptor 158a (gene gpr158a). The transcript is spliced from 11 exons. Bases 1 to 4026 code for a protein of 1341 amino acids. Gene Ontology annotation, biological process: G protein-coupled receptor signaling pathway. NCBI's taxonomy places the organism in Eukaryota, Metazoa, Chordata, Actinopteri, Characiformes, Serrasalmidae. Gene Ontology annotation, molecular function: G protein-coupled receptor activity. The record is from RefSeq and is a predicted model, not a curated record. Gene Ontology annotation, cellular component: membrane.
AUGGCCAUGACCCGACUAAUGCUGCUGCUGCAAGUGGGCUUCGUUAUUGGGUCCAGCUUCGGGUACAUGCAGUGGUCGCAGCGAGACCGAGGGAUGGCGGGCAAACAGCCUCUCCGCAAGCCCCCCGACCGGUGGGGUGUCCGGUGGAACCGGGACGUUGAUGACCAGCAGCGUCCAAGUGUCGUCACGGAGUUCCUGCAGACGGGAGACUCCUCAGCGCUGCGCCACGCUAACUGCUCAGGCAGGUACGAGCUGAGUGGGCAGCGCGGCCGAUCCCGGACGAGCCCCCACCGGGCUGUGCAUGGCGCGCUGGAUGCUGUCACUCAUGCGUCCACUUUCCUCAGCGCUUUACUCCGGGCCAACGGCACACGUGAGCAGAGCCUCAGGCGGGACGUCGACUGGUACCGGGCGCUGGUCCGCAGCAUCCUGGAGGGCGACGCCAGGAUCCACCGUGCCGUUCUCGCCUUCAGCGCAGGGUCUUCUUCCUCCGCUGCCUCUGGCUCUCACGCACCCCACGUCUUCCUGCAGGCCACGCGUGCUGGAGGGGAAAUUGUCCUGCAGGACCUGUCUGCCACCCCAGCACGCCACGGUUUGCAGAACGAGACAGCCGACACAGCGUGGUACCAUGACCACCGGGGCAGAAAGAGGACCCGCUCCCACGAGCGAGGGACAAAUCGGGAUUCCGCAUCCCAUGAUGAGAAACGGGGGAAUGGGGAGAAUUAUGUCGUUGACAAAACUCAUGUUAGGUGGUCGGCUCCAUACUUGGAGUGCGAGGAUGGCAGUUUCAUCCCCAGGUGGCUUUUGACCUUGUCGGCGGGCUUCUACGGACUGAAGCCCAACCUGACCCCGGACUUCAGGGGAGUUGUUCGGGUGGAUGUCAGCCUACAGGAUGUGGAUAUCGAUCAGUGUUCCACUGAUGGCUGGUUUGCAGGAACUCACAGGUGCAACCUGACCAGUAUGGAGUGCCUGCCCAUCCCAGGUCAUGGCUUCGUGCUGGGCAAAUACAAAUGCCAGUGCAAGAGUGGCUUCUACCACCCGAACAGAGUAGCCAUCAAUGGCUUCAAGCGGAAGGCUGGGAACUCGCAGGACCUUGAGGGUCUUCCAUAUGAUGCGGAUGCCCCCAGCCACUGUCUGCCUUGCCAGGAGGGCUGUGCUUUCUGCAAAGAUGACACACCCUGUGUUGCUCACGGCGACAGCUAUCUGAGCAUCACAGUGCUGUCCUUCCAGGGCAUCUGCAUGCUGCUGGACUUCAUCAGCAUGGUGCUGGUUUAUCACUUCCGCAGGAACAAGAGCAUCAGAGCUUCAGGCCUGGUCCUGCUGGAGGCCAUCUUGUUCGGAGCCCUCCUUCUCUACUUUCCUGUGAUGGUUCUGUACUUCCAGCCCAGCGUGUUCCGCUGUAUCCUGCUGAGAUGGGUGCGCAUGCUCGGUUUUGCUACAGUGUAUGGAACAAUCACACUCAAACUGUACAGGGUGCUGAAGGUGUUCCUGUCUCGCACAGCUCAGCGGAUCCCCUACAUGACCAGCUGGAAGGUUCUGCGGUUGCUGGGGAUCAUCCUGCUGAUCGUGCUCUGGUUCCUGGUGGCCUGGACUUCAGCCGUGUGUGAGCACCCAAACCGACACCUGGCCCUGAUCUCUGUGGGCCUUACUCCAGAGGACCUGCAGUUCAGCAUGUGCCUGCUGGACCGGUGGGACUACAUGAUGGCAGUGGCUGAGUUCCUCUUCCUGUUGUGGAGUGUGUACCUGUGUUAUGCGGUGAGGACGGUACCUUCGGCCUUCCACGAGCCUCGCUACAUGGCCAUUGCGGUGUUCAACGAGCUCAUUAUCUCAGCUAUAUUUCAUGUGGUCAGAUUCACUCUUGCCCAGGAGCUGCACCCUGACUGGAUGCUUAUGCUCUUCUUCGCUCAUACGCAUUUAACAGUGACGGUGACACUAGGGCUCUUACUCAUUCCAAAGUUCCUGUUUGCGGGGACACACCUAAGAGAUGACAUUGCGACCGAGGCAUAUGAGGAUGAGUUGGACAUGGGGCGUUCUGGGUCAUAUCUGAACAGCAGCAUCACCUCUGCGUGGAGUGAGCACAGUCUGGACCCAGAGGACAUCCGGGAGGAGUUAAAGAAGCUCUAUUCUCAGCUGGAGAUCUAUAAAAGGAAAAAGAUGUUGGCCAACAAUCCACACCUUCAGAAGAAACGCAGCUCCAAGAAAGGCCUGGGACGAUCCCUCAUGAGACGCAUCACUGAGAUCCCAGAAACCAUGGGUCGCCAGCAUAGUCGUGAGGACAAAGAGUUGGGUGACCAUGGUAGUAACCGCAACAGCAUCUGUGCCCUGAGGAAGAAUCCUUUUGACCCAUCGCAUUCAGCAAAGCCUGCCAAGGAAGAGUCCCUAAAGAGCAAAGUCUUCUCCCUGAAGAAGUCUCACAGCAGCUAUGACCAUGUGCGAGACCCGAGUGAGGACUCCAGCAGCUCAGCAACUGACAAGAUGGAAGUGUCCACCACAGAGGCAUCUCUUCUUGAAACUCUGAUGGGGAAGAAACUGGUAAAGAAAAAGUCAUCUGAGAAAAUUGAUGCCACCAGUGAGUCCACUGAGUCAGUUCCCUUGGUGUGCAAGUCAGCCAGUGCUCAUAAUUUGACAGCUGACAAGAAACCCCUCCACCCUCGAACAUCUAUGCUACAGAAGUCCCUCAGCGUUAUCGCCAGUGCCAAAGAGAAGACGCUAGGCCUGACCGGAAAGACCCAGAGUGUAGAAGAUCCCAACAAGAAGGUCCAACAAAAGAAUAAAGAGGCUAAAACCCCUGUAGAGAAUGAGGAAAAGGAGGGCUAUAUGAAGAUGAUCGUCAGUCAGUCGGUGGAGUAUAAGCAGACUGCUGCCAAAGCUGGAAUAAUGAAGCAUCAGGUUAGUGGGAGCCAACCCUCCAUCUGCUCUGACCCAAAGGGCAAGGAUACUUUCGAUCUUUCUGAGGUGUGCCCCUGGGAAGUAGAAGAUUUACCCACUCCCUCAGAGAACAAGGUCCAAAAACAUGUAUCCAUUGCUCCAGAUGAGACCACAACGAUCCAUGGGAGCAGCACCAAGGCAACCAAACAACAGCAGCAGAAACAGAAAGGCACUGACCAGUCACCCUCGGUUACCCGACGGCCCAACCAGAAACCUGCAGACAGAGCAGAAAUCUGUCCCUGGGAGGAAGGUAACAAUGAAAGGCAAGGUCAGACUGAAGGGUCAAAGUCGAAUUCCAACAGUCAACCGGCAAAGUCCCAAACACUGGCAUCUGGAGACAGUACCAAAUCUCAAAGAGCAGAGGUUUGUCCAUGGGACUUUGAGGAGUUGCCAGCCAAAUCAAUAGACUCUGUCCGUUCCUCUGACCAAGACAGGCCCAAAAGCAUGUCUGCAGAGGUCAAAGGCAAAACAGGUACCACUAUGACGGAAGGGAAAAGCAAGGGAAGCACCCCUGUAGAGGGCAAAGCAAAAGAUAUUCUCUCCGAGCCCCCCAGACCUUCAGGUGGCUCACUGCAGCUUCCUUCCAAGGAAGAAAUCUGUCCAUGGGAUUAUGAAACAAUAAGCCCCACCUCUGACAAGAUGCCCAGCCCCUCUCAGGUUUCGAAAACAAAGGAGAUUCCUGGAGCAAAGAAGGGUACUACAUCUCAGAGAACAUUCCAGAAAGAGAAGGAAAAGACGAAGGGUACAGAUGACGAAAAAGCCAAAACAAAGUCUAAGGACAAGCCUACUUCGGGUAAAACAACAGAGAGACCUCUUAGUCAAGCUAAACUGGCUGAGGUUUGUCCCUGGGAUGUGGAUAGUAGUCAGGAAGCGGGUGCGGUCGAAAAGCAAAAAAGUCCAAUAGGCAAAAGCAAGCAAGCUGAUGUAUGUCCAUGGGAUUUUGAGGAUGCAGCACCAACUAAAGAAGUGAACAGAAGUACUGGUUCCUCCAUAGCAAAACAGAAAAGUGUGAAUUCUAAAGGGGGAGUUGCUGGCGGUGCCAAAAUGGCAGAUGUCUGCCCAUGGGACUUCGAUGACCAAACGUCAACAAAAAAGGCAUGACACUUGACCUACCUGGACCAGUAAAAAAUGUAGUUCUCAUUGUAUGUGCAUUGUGUCAUCUAAUAAAACCCUGGAUUACAAACUCUAGAUAUAAUUUAUGGUAACUUGGGGGAAUAAAAUCAAGUCGCACAAGCUGCCUUUCUUUCCAAUAAAUUUUUUUCCUUUGUGCUUUUUGAAAAAAAAAGAUGAAAAUGAAACAAAAAAAAAUGCAACAAAUCAUUAAGCAUUCCAGAUUCUUACAAAAUACUUGUCGAAACUUUAAAUACAAACGGUAGUUUGACAAUUAUGCAACUCUUUAUGUGCAAUGUAGAAAAACCUGCCUAUACUCAUCACUUGUAUCCCCAUUAAUUAACCAUUUGAAU